AAAUCAAUAUAUAACACGGUCAUCCGAGCUUCGUAAGCCAACACCCGUAGCCGCCUCCUGUCGAUUUCGUCGUCCCCACGGAGCAUCGAUCACGGCUUUCAGCGAGAUCCUCGACGACUAGUGUCCAACCAAACACCAGCAUGUCACCGGCGAUGAGCAAGCUGCAUACGAAGGCGAGGCUGUAUGUGGAUGACAUGGCCCCAGGCACCGGCGAUGCGGACCUCCUCCGCCACUUCGGAAGCUACGGGGACGUGGCUGACAUCUUCAUUCCCACUGACCGCCUCACCGUCGGCCCCCGCUGCUGUGCCUUUGUGCAGUUCUCUAGCCUUCGUGAUGCCGGCCGUGCCCUCGCCGACCCAUGCCAUGUCAUCAACGGCCGGGAGGUAUACAUUGCAAGGGCCAAGGCCGGCCCUAGCAUCUUAGAGGCCCUUGUGCGAACUUCUGAACUCCACCGGCCAUGAGCCCUCGCCUUGGCACGGCUCUGACUGCCACGACUAUCAUCAAUAAUGUUGUGGCAGGUGUGUAGUGGCUGCGACCAGUCGGAAGAACCGACAACGAGAUUCAUCCAACGAGAAAAAUCAUUGGUUGCAUGGUGCCUAAUUAGUGGAGUAUUGCAUACUUUUUUUUAGCUUGAAUCGGAGUAUUGCAUGAUGCAUGGGGCCUAAUUAAAGGAGUGUUGCAUGCUUUUUAAUUUUGUGGGAAGGAGUAUUGCAUGCUGCGACUCAUACUUGCCAAACUAAAUGGGAUUUUUGGCUGCAUGGAAUGGAUACACAUCUCACACUGCAUAGAUCCGGCAUUAAUUGAGAUCGAUAAUCAAGGAUAUUAGCAGAUUGGCUGAUUUCAUGGCCAAAAUUUUCGCCGCAGAGUUAAUUCCUAGUUUGGUCGCGCAGCGGGAGUAGGUGACUAGCUGAAUGGUUGUCUCUUGGCUGGUCUUUUUACCUUCUCUAUCUUUUCUUCUUCCUCAUAUGCUUAUAUAUCU
Messenger RNA from Triticum aestivum (bread wheat), 979 nucleotides. Its product is annotated as serine/arginine-rich splicing factor 12. Lineage: Eukaryota; Viridiplantae; Streptophyta; Magnoliopsida; Poales; Poaceae. Gene Ontology annotation, molecular function: RNA binding. The record is from RefSeq and is a predicted model, not a curated record. Bases 141 to 461 code for a protein of 106 amino acids. The transcript is spliced from 3 exons.